AUGCGGGGCUCCGAUCAGUCUAUGGGCGCGCGCAAGUCCUACUCGCUAGUGGACACCACGCCUGCCAAGACCAUCCUGGUGUACCGCAAUGGGGACCAGUUUUACGUGGGCAAGAAGUUCGUGCUUUCGCGGCGCCGCGUGGCCACCUUCGAGGUGUUGCUGGAGCAGCUGACCCAGCAGGUGGAAGUGCCUUUUGGGGUGCGGCGCCUCUACACCCCCACGCGUGGGCGCCGGGUGCUGGAGCUGGAAGCCCUGCAGAGCGGUGGCAAGUAUGUGGCGGCCGGCAGAGAACACUUCAAGAAGCUGGAUUAUGUUAAUAUAGCUACCAGGAAAUCUCCAAAGAUGAGAAAGUUAAAGGAAAUCAAACCAGUGGUACAUUCUGAUAUAAAUGUACCUUCUAGGUGGCAGUCGUAUCAGCGUUUAUCCCGUCACAUAAAUGUUUUCACAAAUGGAACAUUACGUAUCCCACCUGUAAAGAUUAUUAUACCCAGAUUUACAAUUCAGGAUUGGAAUAAUGUGCUGGCCACAGUUGGAGAAAAAGUCUUUCCUUUUGGAGGUGUUCAAAGAUUAUUUACAUUGACUGGGGAUCUUUUGGAUAACUCAAAAGAAUUGCAAGACAACCAAUUUUAUGUUGCUGCAGGACUGGAUUCCUUCAAACAUUUUUCUUAUUGGAAGUCCCCAAAGGUUCCUAAAGAGGUCCAAGAAGAGUAUGCAGACAUCUAUAAACAUCGAAGAAAGAAGAAGGAGGAGAAUAAAGAAAAAGAAGCUCAUAAACUGGACAAAAUUACCUCUAAAGCACAUGGUUCUGUUUACUAUGCCAAAGAAACAAAUAAGAGAACACAGAUACAACCUUUACUCAAAAGAGGAGCAGAAAGCAAUGUCUAUGAAGCCAAGACUCCAAACUUGGAAACUCAAGGGGCUCAGGAAGUUAAGGAUGACAAAAAUUUGCAGGUGGAGGUGCCUGUGGAUCAGAAACCAACUGAGAUGGUUAUAGAGGAAGAAAUAAUUGAGCAACCUUCUUCUGAAUACAAGAUCCCAUCUGCAAUGAUGAUAGAAGAUACAGGGAUAAAUGACAAAACCAAUUCUGAAAACAAGACCCCAUCUGAAAGCAUCAUAAAGAAGUCAGAGAUAAAGGGACAGUCUAUUUCUGUAGACAACAAGAAUCCAUCUGAGAACAUUAGAGAAUAUUCAUGGAUAAACGGCCAAUCUUUUACUGAAGACAAGACUCUAUAUGAGAUAAUUAGAGAAUAUAAAGAGACUAAUGACCAAUUUGAUUGUGAAGACAAGAUCCCAUCUGAGAUCAUUGCAGAAGAUACAGGUACUAAUGACCAAUCUUCUUCUGAAGAUAACAAGACAACAUCAGAGAUUAUAACAGAAGAUGAAGGGAUAAGCAGUCAGUCUGGUUUUGAAGACAGCAAGCCAUCCCAAGAGCAGAUAUAUGAUGAAGAAGAAGCCUCUGAAGAAGUAUCACUGGGUCAGUCAUCCCAAGAACAUGUACUUGCCAUAAUAGUACCCCUUGAACAGUCAUCUAUGGACCAAUUGUCCCAAGAACAGAUGCCUUACACAGAAGAAUUCUUUGAACAAUCCUCUAUGGGUGAACCAUCUAGAGAACAGGUACCUGACAUAGAAGAACCCCUUGAACAGUCAUAUAUGAAUCAAUUGUCCCAAGAACAGAUACCUGACACAAAAACAUCCCUUCAACUUUCAUCCAAGAGGCGGUCAUCCCAAGAACAGAUUUCUGACAAUAAAGAAACCCAUAAGUUUUGA
Sorex fumeus (smoky shrew) is the source of this 1767-nucleotide messenger RNA. RefSeq names its product doublecortin domain containing 2C (gene DCDC2C). Lineage: Eukaryota; Metazoa; Chordata; Mammalia; Eulipotyphla; Soricidae. The record is from RefSeq and is a predicted model, not a curated record. Gene Ontology annotation, cellular component: microtubule organizing center; microtubule. The transcript has 17 exons. Bases 1 to 1767 code for a protein of 588 amino acids. Gene Ontology annotation, biological process: intracellular signal transduction.